Messenger RNA from Caenorhabditis angaria, 887 nucleotides. Lineage: Eukaryota; Metazoa; Nematoda; Chromadorea; Rhabditida; Rhabditidae. The record is from the annotation of a GenBank genome assembly.
AUGUUUGCAAAUUUUCAAUCAAUUAUUCUGGCGUCAAUUAUAGCUCUCGCAUCAACAGGUAAAUCUGGAAUUACAGCAAAUUUUCAUUGCAUUUUUUGUUUCAGAAGUUUGUCGCCCAAAUGAACUCAAAGAAAAAACCUUAUUUUCGCCGUAUUGCACAGAAUUUGAUGGAGAUUUGUAUUUGGAUGAUUUUUAUGAAAAAGGUUCAAAUUUCAGCAAUUUGGUUAGUUUUCGAGAAUUUUUGAUUUUGAUGGAGAAAACAUUUAUAAAUUUUUUAGGAAUCUAUCACUGGAUCUUUGAUUUUGAUUGGUUCAGAUUUCCGAAAACUUCCAAAAUUCUCAAAUUUGAAGACGAUUUCUUCAGAUGGACCAGGUAACGAGAUUUUGAUUCUGCCCCGAUAAAACAAUGAAAAAAUCAGUCAAAUUUCCUGAAAAGUGGGCUGGUCUAAAUGCAACCACCACGUAAUAUUUUCAAAUCUUCAAUUCAAAUUGACGUAUUUCAGCUGUCAUAAUCAUAAACAAUGAGAAACUUCUCGAAAUAACUGGUUUAUUCAUCAAUUCCGAAUUGAAAAAUCGCCUAAAUUCACCAAAUGAUUAUUUUAUUCGAAACAAUGAACAACUCGAUUUAUCGAUUUAUUCAAAACUAGUUUUCAAACCAUUCAAACCAAUUAUUUCCGAAAACUUUUUGCCAUCUGGAACUGAUUUAUAUUUCGCUGAAUCACUUACACUUGGAACUGCUAUUAUUUGUUUUCUAACUGUUGCCACACUAUUUUUGUAUAAUGCAAGUAUGGGAGCUACUGUAAGUUCAUUUGUUUUUGAUAAAUAACAAUUUUUAAUCACAAAUUCUUUUAGAAUCUCUAUUUCAUUCCUGGAUAUCAUCGCCGUUAG